Messenger RNA from Pocillopora meandrina, 3184 nucleotides. The record is from the annotation of a GenBank genome assembly. Lineage: Eukaryota; Metazoa; Cnidaria; Anthozoa; Scleractinia; Pocilloporidae.
GAAAUAAUCUUUAAGAAAAAUAGCUUUAUUUCCCUCUCCUCUAAAUUUCGCUGCAAUAUCGAGUCUAAUUUUUGUUGUUUUGGCUUUUUAUUUUCACUUUACGAAAAGAUUUUGUGGCUGAGAAGGCCUAGAUGAAAAUCUCCCAUGAUCCCAUGUAAGCUUGAUUUACUCUCAAGAUGGCGACAGCUUCGAGAGCUAUCCAAGCGAUUCGCAAUUUUCUAAUCGGCGUAAGUAAAACAAACCGCCGACUUUUGUGUUUUCCCUGAGAAUAGAUUUUUGAUUGAUAUUUUUUCUCUAUCAACACAGAAAAGACUCACAGUUUCUUCUCGUUAUGCUUACGACCAAUCUGCAAGGUAUUCCUGCGUAUUGCGUCUAGAAAUAAGUUAGCAACUUAUUUUUUCUUUUAGGUUUGUUUUGCCCCUAUUAAAUACAAUUCAAAUGUGAAAUUCGUAGCUUUUAUUUUUAUAUGCAAUCCUGUUCGCAUAUAGGCAUUCUCUCUGGUAUUUAUACCCGUAAAUACGUGUAUAUCCUAGAAAUGUAUGUGUUGAUUCCCUUUAGGUCAAUAUUAAUAUCUAGGUAAAUUUCUAGGGUUUCCAGAUUUUUUGGGGGGAAGAUGGAUUGCAAAGGACCCUUUAGAACUUAUGGGGAGGGGGGGUUUAAUAAAGAGGAGAGGUUUAUGAAACCAUUUACAUCAAUUCAGUGUUUAAAGUUCUUCCUGACUGAUGGUAAUCCAUGACUUAUUUUCAAAGAACACAGCCAAGUCCUAACAUCCCAGAUGGUCCAGCUCACAAACUUAGUCACAAUUACUACUGUGACCGAGAUCUGCGUCGAGCUUCAAUGCCACCAGUUAUAUUGUAUGGCCAGCAGAAGCUGUUAGAAGAGGCUACAGAGAAAGGGUGAAUGAAAUAUUUGUAAAAGUGAAUAUUAAUCUCAUAUAUGUGAAUCUAGACAUUGAUAACAGAGAGUUCCAGACUGGGUACAAACAGGUUACAUUUUAAUUUUUUCCCAGGUUGAGAAAUUUGUUCAGCAUGCAAUCAUAAGACUUAGAUAGCACCAUUUGUUAUGAAGCACACUAGCCCAGUUUUACUGGGAAAAAAAAAACCCCAUGGUUAUCUGAACACAUUUUAUUGGCAGUCAAGCAAGCAAGCAAAAAGUUAAUUUAUAGCGUCUGAAGUAAGUUUUUUAGUUUCCCUCCUGCCCACACCAUAGGCAAUUUAGAUUGUUUCUAUAUUUCAUUAGCAUUUGUAAUUUUUUCAUGAUAAAUGGACCAUUUGUUUAGUGUAUCUGUCAAAUACUUUUGCUGUAAUAGUCUAGUGUUUUAUGUACAUAGGUAAUAUAUUUUUUGAUAAACUGCCUUGUCCCAAAAAAAGUCACAGACUAUUGUGUUGCUUAGAGUUUUUUUUUUUAACAUUUAACAAGGCAUGCCCUUUAAGUUAUGAAGAAAAAAGGUGAAAAGUAUGGGAAAUAUAGUCAGUGAAAUAAACUCAGUGGAAAAUUGAUUGGUAGCUGUGAGAUUUUCUGUCACUUUCCCUUUUAAGAAUUGUUGGACUUUUUCUGUAUUUAUUUUCUAUGGGUAAGAGGUAAUUAGGUAAAUUUGUCACCAAAAGAAUUAUGGGUGCUCUGUUCAAGUGUGGCUGUAGGUUGGUGUAAUUUUGUGUGUGUGUGUGUGUGUAGUAAGUUAAUUAAUAUUUUUCUUUUUUUUUUUUCAUAAAUGUAUUUUAUAUUUUAAAUAUUUCUCUAUCAAUUUUCUUUUUCAGGGGAGAAGGAGUCAAAUCACUAGCUGCAAAAACUCCAGGAAAAGUAUUCAAUCCAGAUCAGUGACUGCUUGUGAAAAAAAAAAUAUCACAACUGGGAUAAACAUUUAUUUGUAUUCAAAAAUUACUUCUUUUUCUUUGAACUCAUGAUUUUCCUCUGAACUACCAACAGUAAUUUAUCAGAAAUAAAUAAGCCCAAUAUUUUUUUGCUGGGCAAAGUCAGCACUAUAUGGUUUCCACAGUUAUAAGAACAAUGGCUGAUACUAUUUGUAGCAGUUUGGUUUGUGAGUGUCUUUUUGCAAAAUUAUGGAUUUUAAAGAGUAUGGAUCAAACCUUUUCAAACUGGUUGACAUUAAGUUUGUUGAAAAUAUUAGUUUCUGGAGGUGUUGAGUCUUAACAUCCAUGGAAUUUUUGUGUUAAAAAAUUAUAUGCAAUGUUUUAUAGGGGUUAAUUUCAGAGUUAACUCUUUAAACCCAAAGAGUGACCAGCAUCUAAUUUCUCCCUACAAUAUUACUCCUGAAUUACACAUUAAGGUCAUGAGAAUAAAGAAAAUGGUCACCAGGGAAGGAACAUUUUGAUUGGCAAACAAAUUCUCCUUGUCAGCACCUUAGGAAAUGUAUAAAGAACAUUAUGGAGAAUAUGCAUGCUGAUGUUACAGUGAAAAGGGUUAAGUCUGAAUGUGAUGGGGUAUCUUGAAUUCUGUUGUGUACAUAGUGUAAUCUAAAAGAAUAAAGGUGAUUUCUCAUGAAUCUGACCUCUGACAACUUGCGAACCCUGUCUAAUAAUAAUUAAAAUUCAUGUGCCAAGAUAUCUAGACUGCAUGACAGGCAAAUUAGCAUGAGAAAGUGAUAAAAUAUCUCAUAAGUGGAAAAAAGGAAGAACAAUUAUCUUUGCCUUGUUGGGUUAUAUAAACACCUGGACAUUUUAACCCUUCAACUCCCAGAUCAAAUUUGCCAUUCUCUUUACUGUCAACCAUACAAUCCUUAUAAUGUUAGUUCAGAGAAUUUAGUAUUAGAUCAUCUAAACCCCAGAUUGAUAUUUUUCUUUAUUCUCAUCACUUAUCUGGUUGAUAAUGCAUUGAUGUUGUAAGGAGAAAUUCUGUCUUGGUCACUCAUGGGAGUUAAAAGGUUAAGGGUAGUUGUGAACAGCGCAAAGAAGCUAAGUAUAAAGCUCUUGCUCGUGACUCCUGAGUGAGAUCUCAGAUGGAGUGGGAGAGAGAGAGUAUUCUCAACACCACAGCUUACAGCAAGGUCCUGGAUUUACUGGCUUGUGAAAGCUGAAUAACUGAGCUGCUCAAAAAGCAUGGUAGUUUUUACUUUUACAUGUAAAAGCAGUUCUUUUACAGUGUAAAGAUAAUUUCUUGAAAUUAUUUUUUAAACAGAUUUCUGCAUUUUACAGUUCAUUGGCACUAAAUAAACACUGAAAUGGCU